AUGUGUCACGUCAUUACCUCUCCCUCUCACCCAGCUGUUCGCCUCUUCCUGCCAUCCCGCUGUCGGCUCUCCCUCUCUACCCCGCCAUCACCUCUCCCUCCUAUCCCGCCGUCGCCUCUUCCUCUCACCCCGCGGUCGCCUCCCUCCCAUCCCGUCGUCGCCUCUCCCUCUCGUUCGCCGUCGCCUCUCCCUCUCGUUCGCCGUCGCCUCUCCCUCUUACCCGCCACCGCCUCUCCUUCACAUCCCGCCGUCUCCUCCCCCUCGCAUCCCGCCGUCGCCUCCCCCUCACAUCUCGCCGUCGCCUCCCCCUCACAUCCCGCCGUCGCAUCCCCUUCACAUCCCGCCGUCGCAACCCCCUUCAUCCCGCCGUCGCCUCCCCCUCACAUCCCGCCGCCGCCUCCCCUUCACAUCCCGCCGUCGCCUCCCCCUCACAUCCCGCCGUCGCCUCUCCUCUCACCGCCGUCGCCUCCCCCUCUCAUCUCGCCGUCGCCGCUGACGACAGCUGCAUGA
Messenger RNA from Closterium sp. Naga37s-1, 510 nucleotides. NCBI's taxonomy places the organism in Eukaryota, Viridiplantae, Streptophyta, Zygnematophyceae, Desmidiales, Closteriaceae. The record is from the annotation of a GenBank genome assembly.